Amoebophrya sp. A25 is the source of this 1864-nucleotide messenger RNA. Lineage: Eukaryota; Dinophyceae; Syndiniales; Amoebophryaceae. The record is from the annotation of a GenBank genome assembly.
UUUCAAGGUAUGAUCCCGAACACACUGCUCUCCAUUUCAAGGUUGACAUAUUCACUUUUGAGCAGUCCUGCGCGAAGCUCUUAAGUAGUUGGAUCCAUGUGUUUGAUUAAAUGGAAAGUUCGAGUUUUUCCGUUAAUAUUGAAAAGAAUGACGACGAUAUGAAAAGACGACAUAUCAAGUAAAAGACGAAGACGGCAGACUCGUUGGGUAGUGGAGUCCCGACCAGUUCGAGCCAAUCGCUAGGCCUGAUUGGAAAUUUGACAUUGCGGAAUACUCGAUUUUCGGUCAACAUUGACGUUUAUUUCAUCAAGCAAGAGCAACACCCGACGCACCAAAUACCUAUCCUAGAGAACCUGUCGGAAAUUAGAAUUUUUAGACGGACCGUAUCCUAAAUGGAAUGAGCUAGCGGACCCAUUUCUUUCACCGAACAUAGUCAUAGUUAUUUUGAGCAAACUACUUCUGACACUUUUUUCUAAUUGUUCAACUCGACAAUGACUUUAGCAUUAUCAAGCAAAACCUAUGCCAUCUCCUCUUCUUGUCUAAAAAAUAUUCACGUUCAACAUAUCAACAAUUAUUCGCAUUCGUAACAACAAAAACAAUGCAUGGGCGCGGGCUUGUGUCUGUGCUCGCGCAGACGGCCGAGAUGCGUGUGCGACUGAUACACCUGGAAAAAGCGCUUCUACAAACUCGGUAGAGUCAGACGCCAGCUGCAGUAGCGCGAUCCUCGGCUCAGUGUCAGGCUAUAGUCCAUUUAUGUUGAAUGAAGCAGGGUGGUGCAUUUGAUUAUUUAAUCAACACGAGCGUGGGAGUGGAUUCAACAUAAGCAUUUUAACCAAGCCUAAUUCAUGGAAGGACAUCGAUCAUAUCGUCUCAUCGUGCAGGGGCCGCCAAGAAAGGAAAGCUUGGUGCUGAUGAUAGAUUAGUUUUUCGUAGUGUCAAGUCGAUAUCUAUGAUAUGGCACACACUGCUUCUGGCCACCCUUUGGCAGAGGAUCAAAGGGAGCGUGUCAAGAAAUUGUUCGUAGUACUUUUCAUGAUUCUUAUUGUGGACGCUGUUGGCGCUUGUUCUAAAUAUUUCAAGUUGAAGGAAGAGAUGAAAACGGCGAAGGUCAUUACUGGGGACCUGGUUUGGCAACGUGCUGCGGCGCUCUUAGCAGAGUGUGAGUGCAUUCUCAUUACUGCAGGCGCUAGUAUGGGCAAGGACUGUGGACUUUCGACUUUUGCAGAAUGUGAUAUUUAAAUGCGGCCCUGGUAGUGGUACGCCAACCUUUCUCAAAUUGAGUUAUGCUCACCUGGAGCGACAGAUCCAAAAUACUACGACGCGUUUAACCAGUGGUGGUGGGAAAGUGCCGAUCUUUACAAAAGCGCAGAGCCUCAUCUUAAGGCCUUUCUCACGUCAUUCCGCCCCGCUGCUCAGGCUCAUCAGCUGUCUUUGAAGUUGGGGACACCAACAAGUAGUGUGACGCAGUUACGUUACUGGUACUACACACAUCCAAUUGUGACGUGAGGACGAUAGUGGAGGACUGGUAUCACAGUUGUAGAUCUUAUCAUCCGGACUACCGCUCGCAUCUAAGUACUUCACUUUCAAGAUUAUCGUGUUUGGCUUAUAUGCUUCCUUGAGGAUGAGGUCGUGUCUCGUCACUUCCAUUGUGCAGAGAUUCAUCUCUCUCUUAUUCAUACCUUUGCAUUGUCGAAAACGAAGAAAGCUGAAAGCAAUUGAAACUGUGCAGUUAUGAUUUAAAUUAUCUCAUUGGAAGAUAAAAAGCCACUUUUUCGAGGAUUGAGCAAUGAGCAGCCCUGGAAUCGUUAUCAUCCUCAUUAUUUUCAGCGUCGUGAUUGCAUUGUUUCACUAUUUUCGAUAUGCG